Messenger RNA from Elgaria multicarinata webbii, 1924 nucleotides. It is a transcript of the gene ACADL, whose product is annotated as acyl-CoA dehydrogenase long chain. The transcript is spliced from 11 exons. Gene Ontology annotation, biological process: long-chain fatty acid catabolic process. NCBI's taxonomy places the organism in Eukaryota, Metazoa, Chordata, Lepidosauria, Squamata, Anguidae. The coding region runs from base 15 to 1316 and encodes 433 amino acids. The record is from RefSeq and is a predicted model, not a curated record. Gene Ontology annotation, molecular function: long-chain fatty acyl-CoA dehydrogenase activity; flavin adenine dinucleotide binding.
GCUGCAGAGGCAAGAUGGCCACGUCGAGGCUGCUGGCGGGCCGAGCCCUGCGGCUGCUUUCCUCUUUCCUCCCGGGAGGGAGGGCGCCGGGCAGAUGUUUUCAGACUGAAAAUCAUGACUUGGCCCGCCUUGAAACCUCCUCUGCUAAAACUUUAAUGGACAUCGGAACUCGGAGGAUCUUCUCUUCAGAUCAUGAUAUCUUCCGGGAAAGUGUGAGAAAAUUCUUCCAGGAUGCCGUAGUUCCACAUCAUGGAGAAUGGGAGAAAGCUGGACAGGUAAGCCGAGAACUCUGGGAAAAAGCUGGACAACAGGGAUUGCUGGGUGUGAAUAUAUCGGAAGAACAUGGUGGCAUUGGAGGGGAUCUCUUUUCUACAGCAAUCGUUUGGGAAGAGCAAAUGUAUGUUAACUGUACAGGGCCAGGCUUCAGCCUUCACUCAGAUAUUGUUAUGCCCUACAUAGCAAACUACGGUUCGAAGGAGCAGAUUAAAAAGUUUAUUCCAGAAAUGGCAGCAGGCAGGUGUAUCGGUGCUAUAGCGAUGACAGAGCCUGGGGCUGGAAGUGAUUUGCAGGGCGUUCGAACGUUUGCAAAAAAAGAUGGGAGCGACUGGAUUCUAAAUGGCAGUAAGGUGUUCAUUACUAAUGGCUGGAUGAGUGAUGUAGUGAUUGUUGUUGCUGUUACCGACCGCGAGGCCCGCUCUCCUGCUCAUGGCAUUAGCCUCUUCCUAGUAGAAAAUGGAAUGAAAGGAUUCAUCAAAGGGCGUAAGCUUGAGAAAAUAGGACUUAAAGCACAGGACACAGCAGAGCUGUUUUUUGAAGAUGUCCGUCUGCCUGCCAGUGCCUUGCUUGGACAGGAGAACAAAGGCUUCUAUUAUCUAAUGUCAGAGCUUCCUCAGGAACGGCUAUUGAUUGCUGAUAUGGCUAUCGCCAGUUGUGAAUUCAUGUUUGAAGAAACUAGAAACUAUGUUAAGCAAAGGAAAGCGUUUCGAAAAACAAUUGCACAUUUACAGACCGUGCAGCACAAGCUGGCAGAACUGAAAACGGAAAUUUGUAUAGGUCGGACAUUUUUGGAUAGCUGUCUCUAUCUUCACUCAGGGAAACGCCUGGACUCAGCCACUGCUUCGAUGGCCAAGUACUGGGCUUCUGAUCUCCAAAACAACGUGGCUACUCAGUGCGUCCAGCUCCAUGGAGGUUGGGGAUAUAUGUGGGAGUAUCCAAUUGCAAAAUCUUUUGUAGACUCUCGUGUUCAGCCAAUCUAUGGUGGUACCAAUGAAAUAAUGAAAGAGCUCAUUGCUAGAGAUAUUGUGAGUGACAAGUAGGCAUAGAGUCAUGCUGAAGGAUAUUUCCUGAAUCCCAUUACUGAGCUAACAUGGAAUUAAUUGGUGCCCUGCCCCACAAAAAUGGGGAAGACAGCAUGAAGAAGAGCAAACACCAUUUAAAUGCUGUUAAAAUAUUAGUAAUAAGGAUUAUAUGUUUCUCUUAUUGACCCCUAAUGUUUAACCCAGAGUAACUGCUAAUGUUGUCUUCAUGUACUACGUAAUACAUAUUUGGAUAAUGAAUUCCAAAUUCUUUGUCAUCUAAAAUUGAUUCCUUUGACGCCUGAUGUAAUUUAUUCUAGUGCUAAACAGUCAGAAUUAAACACAUCGCAUACGUUUGUGUGUGUGGCUACAGUGGAAUGUGAGCCUAUUUCUGACACAUUUCCCUUUUUCUUUAGUAUAGCUGUUAUAGCAAUCCUCAGGGCUAUAUUUGUGUAUAAUUCCAGAAAGCAUUAAUCAAACAUGACAGAAGUGGGCAGAUAUCUUCUAAUGUUAAGCAAUUGCACAAGGGUAUUUUUAAAAGUUCACUUGAAACAAAUGUUGGCUUAUUUCAACUUGCACCUAUUAUGUAUAGAACAAUAAAUGAAAAUAAAUAAAUACCACAACAGUAA